AUGGUAGAGAAACGCGAUCGUCUUCUCGAUUAUGCCAAGGCCCACAACAUUGCAGUUCCCACUAUGGGAGCUGCCUUUGAAGGGUGCUCCAACUGCUCAAUCGAGUAG
Molecule: messenger RNA, 108 nt
Organism: Sclerotinia sclerotiorum 1980 UF-70
Lineage: Eukaryota; Fungi; Ascomycota; Leotiomycetes; Helotiales; Sclerotiniaceae
Exons: 2
Coding region: 1-108 (35 amino acids)
Source: RefSeq, a predicted model, not a curated record